Pseudophryne corroboree (corroboree frog) is the source of this 3044-nucleotide messenger RNA. RefSeq names its product RNA binding motif protein 23 (gene RBM23). The transcript is spliced from 15 exons. Gene Ontology annotation, cellular component: nucleus. Gene Ontology annotation, biological process: mRNA processing. Lineage: Eukaryota; Metazoa; Chordata; Amphibia; Anura; Myobatrachidae. The record is from RefSeq and is a predicted model, not a curated record. Bases 437 to 1693 code for a protein of 418 amino acids. Gene Ontology annotation, molecular function: U1 snRNP binding; RNA binding.
AGACACAGCCGUUGCCCAGCACAUAGCAUAACCAACUGCGGUUCAAGCCUCAAUUUAGUUCUCUUGUCCAAUUUGUCCGUACGCAGCUUCUGCUGGUUCACCAUUGGUUGGAUUACUUUAGCCGGCCUAUUUGUGUGACGCUUGAGUGGCUGAUUGGCUGGUUAGAUUUGCCCCGAAGACGGAAUCUUCUGGAAAGCCAAAACUGACCGACAUCUUUUUGUAUUGUGUACAGUACAACACAUACGUAUUGCUGCAGAGACUGUGGAGCAGGUGACCAGUCAGCCAUCUUUACUUUGCUUGUCAUCCUAAAUAAGCUACACCGCUUACUGCAGGAAAUUGGCUCUCAGAACAAACACUCCUAUUGUGAGCCUAGAAAUAGCCCAGACAUUGUUCCUUUCUGCUUGUAAGAACACCAUCCACUCGCUGCUGAGCAGACAUGGCUUCCGAUGACUUUGAUAUUGUGAUAGAGGCAAUGUUGGAGGCUCCCUAUAAAAACCAAGAAAGAGAGGAAGAAAUUCCAAGUAAGGAGAUAAAUAAGGAGCAGGAAAUCGGUGGCAAUCGGUCUGGAAAUGCUGGCAGCAGCACUAAAAAGAGGAGUAGGACACGAAGUGGAGAUCGACAUAGAAGGCAAGUCCGUAGUAGAGAUAGACAUAGACACCGUAGCAGCAGAGAUAGGCAUAGAAGCCGUGAACGUCGGCACAGGAGCCGCAGCAGGGGAAGACGGUAUAGCUCUAGAAGUCGUAAUCGACGACGUGAGGAGCGCUCAAGGCACCGCAGUACAAGUCACCGCUACACUCGCAGUAGGAGUCGCAGUCCCCGUUACAAAGAGAGAAGCCCCUUACGGCAACCCGAAAGCACUUUGACUCCAGAGGAACGGGAUGCCCGAACUGUGUUUUGUAUGCAGCUGGCUGCACGUAUUCGUCCACGUGACUUAGAGGAUUUCUUCUCAGCUGUUGGAAAAGUGCGCGAUGUAAGGAUCAUUUCAGACAGAAACUCUCGCAGAUCAAAAGGCAUUGCGUAUGUUGAAUUUGUUGACAUUCAGUCAGUGCCUCUAGCUAUUGGUCUAACAGGUCAGAGGUUGUUGGGUGUACCCAUCAUUGUGCAGGCUUCACAGGCUGAGAAGAACCGCAUGGCUGCUAUGGCUAAUAAUCUCCAGAGAGGAAAUUUUGGACCCAUGCGUCUCUAUGUGGGAUCUCUGCACUUUAACAUCACAGAGGACAUGCUGAAGGGAAUAUUUGAGCCUUUUGGGAAGAUUGAGAAUAUUCAGCUCCAGAGGGAACCUGAUACAGGACGGUCAAAGGGCUAUGGAUUCAUAACAUUUUCAGAUGCAGUGUGUGCUCGCCGGGCUCUGGAUCAGUUGAAUGGAUUUGAAUUAGCAGGCCGACCAAUGAAAGUCGGUCAUGUGACAGAACGUGCUGACGGCAAUACCGAUGUCUCAUUUCUGGACAGUGAUGAUCUUGAGAGAAGUGGGAUCGAUCUAGGGGCAACAGGACGCUUGCAGCUUAUGGCUAAAUUGGCUGAAGGUACAGGCCUUCCGCUCCCUCUUGCUGCUCUGCAACUGAACGGAUCUAUUCCACUCACUUCCCUGAACCCCACCCUCUCAGCUCUUAACCCAGCUCUCAAUUUGGUGACGCAAUCAGUCUCUACACAGUGCUUCCAGCUUUCACAACUCUUCAAGCCACAAACUAUGUAAAAUACAGAAUCACUGCUCUACCGACCAAUUCCAAACUCCUCUUUGUGAACUGCACUGACUCUUCUUAUUUGUAUACUUGCGUUUAGUAAGGGUGGGUGAAUCAGCAGCACAACCUAGUGAGAACUCCUAAGAUGGCAUUGAUUUAUGGAGAUUGUUCACUGAACUUUUGGGAAGGCAGCCCUUAUUUGUAAAUAUUUUCCUAUUUUAUUUUCAUUUUCUGUAGGAUUGGGUUUUUUUUUUUUUUUUUUAUAUUCAUAUUAUUGUAGGGGUUUCUCCCAACACUUUUGUAAAUAUUUUUCUGUGUGCUUUGCCUCCAUACAAAUCUUUAAACCCAAAACCUCCUUGGAAGGGCCAAGAUUUGUUGAAUUUGUAAAUAGUGACACUAGUAGAUGGCUUGUGCAACCAUUGUAUAUAUGCACUGUAUAAUAAACACUGAUCUACACUGCAGAAAGUAAAACUGUGAGCCAUUCACCAAGGUACCCCUGGUAUUUUGAUGGGUCUGUGAAGCACAAGAAGUACAUUUGUCAUCUUGCUCAUUCAAACUCUGUCAAAUGCUAUGUCCUCUCACAUUGUACUACCCCAUCGGAGUCUACAGCAGUAUAACCUUCCCAUUGGCUGUAGUGGUGUAUUUCUUUUAAAUGAGUAUUGCAUUAAACUACACAUGCAAUGAGCAGAACAGCACUGUAAAAGCAGCAAAACUACCUCGAAUUCCAGGAUCAUAAAUAAGCAAUUGGCACGUGUAAGUUUAUGCUGUUUUCAGAACACUGUAGGAAUUUAACAUUUCUUUACCCCAUUAGGUUUGUAAUUGAUGUUUGGGGUGUCGAAGAGAUUUGGAUGAUUGCACUUAAGUGUGGACAUAGAACCACUGCCUUAUUGUGUGUGGAUGUUACACACACUCCAACCCAUUAUUUGCAAAUAUCUUCGAUAUGACCAUGCCAUUGAGAGAUGGUGAUUUGACUUGUAGCACACCACAUGGCUAAGGUCAAUGCCUAGUAUUAGAUAAAACGUGUGAUAAACCUGAUCCUCUGUCCGUAGCAGUAAGACUUCCUGUAAAUUAGACCAGAUAGCUUUCUAAGUGAAGUAUCCAAUGUCCCUAACACAUGCCAGUUUACUUCCCAUCUUACACUAUGUAAUAUGUUUUUGGAGAUUUUUUUUUUUUUUUUUGUGGUGAUUUUGUCUGGGGAGGGUUAAAAGGGUUUGGGUUCUCUGGAAGCGAAGAAGAUACUGAAUACCAGGCCUGACCAAUUUAAUUUUCCUAACGUAUAAGUUUUGUUUUUAUUUUAAUUUUUUUUUUUGUUUUUUUAAGUAACAUAUAAAUCUAUUUUAGUGAAAUAAAAAAAGUAUCAAUCCA